AUGUCCAAAGAAGAUCCAGAGCUCAAUGAGCUAUGGCAAGAAUUUCAAAAUGCCAAUGAUGAUAUACAGCAGAAAAGGAACGAGGUUAUCAAAGAGAUUAAUAAAAAUACGAUUUUGAAUGAAUAUCCAGGGAAAUUGUCCAUCAUGACAGCUUUAGAUGAGCUUAUUGCUUGUUUUUCAUUAGGGGGGCAAUUCAAAAACUAUUACAGAUACGGAUCGUACGAUGCUUGCCAAAGACAGAGGGAGAAGUUUUGGUUUGCAAUAAAACAUGGGUCGCUUGUGGAAGGGAAAGAUAAGCCUAUCGAGGAAUUGAACGACAAGGAGUUAAACAGUCGAGUUAAGAUUCAAGAAUUUUUCAAGAAACGUCUACUAGAGGAUAAAGCUAAAGGAAGCUCAGAGGAUAUCUGGGAUGCUAGAAAAAAGCUACAAAGUUAUCCCUUCAAGUAG
Messenger RNA from Lodderomyces margitis, 447 nucleotides. RefSeq lists its product as uncharacterized. The record is from RefSeq and is a predicted model, not a curated record. The transcript has a single exon. Bases 1 to 447 code for a protein of 148 amino acids. Lineage: Eukaryota; Fungi; Ascomycota; Pichiomycetes; Serinales; Debaryomycetaceae.